Molecule: messenger RNA, 2954 nt
Organism: Eremomyces bilateralis CBS 781.70
Lineage: Eukaryota; Fungi; Ascomycota; Dothideomycetes; Eremomycetales; Eremomycetaceae
Product: BRCT domain-containing protein
Exons: 4
Coding region: 222-2828 (868 amino acids)
Biological process (GO): double-strand break repair; DNA double-strand break attachment to nuclear envelope
Cellular component (GO): Cul8-RING ubiquitin ligase complex; nucleus
Source: RefSeq, a predicted model, not a curated record
CUGGCCACCAGACAGGCAGAACCCAACCACACAAUCAAGAAAGCCCGAGGAUUGCCACUUUUCUAUUAAAUUCUCUCUCUCACAACUGCUUUUCGUAUGCAAUCCUGUUCAUAACAGAUGUCGGUGGUCAUCUCGUCGCUGUGUGGAGCUUUUUCACGACGCUGAAACCGGCGUUGUCCGUGGUACCGAAGUUAAUUCGAGGGCCCAUGAACGAGGAUGCAAUGUCGGAGAUUCGUGUUCCUCAGAUCUUCGCAGACUUGAGAGUCUCCAUCGUCCCGAAUGAGAUCCCAGAGUCAGAACUGACCGAUCUCGAAGUGCUCUUGGAGACAUAUGGUGCUGAUACUGUGCCUUAUGGCACUGGACCCGCUGAGUUGAAGGACCUCCUCAAAUGCACUCACAUCGUGUCCGGAUCCAUUGACUUCCCGGAAUAUUAUGCUGCUCUUGACCGGGUCAAAGCCGUUGUGACGCCGAAAUGGGUGAAAGACGGCAUCAGAAAGACCAAACUCUUACCAGUACGCCCAUAUAGUCCCGAUCCAGCCCUCGUUCUGCGCGAUGUCGUCGUCUAUUUCACAGGGUUGCCUCCAGGUGAUGUAGAAGUCCUGACCGGGGGACUCAACGCACUUGGCGGUGUCCUCUCAAAUGGCAAAUCGAAACUCGUCACCCAUGUUGUAGCCUUGGACAUCACCCCUUCCCUUGCGAAGACGAUUGAAGAUGGUAGACUCAAGGCGAAGGUUGUUCUGCCGCACUGGCUCAAUGACUGCCUGAAGCUUGCACGAAGACUCAACGAGCGCCCAUAUCAGUUACCUGAUCCGGCAAUUUUAAACCUGAAUCCACCGCGAGUGAAACCGACCAGUAGUGCAAAUAUCCGCGGAGCAAGCUCUCCUUGCCCGAGUGAGCUGUUGUCCCCCGGAAACACUCCAAGGAGAUUGCGCAGUUCGACGGCCCUUGACGGCCAGUUUGUCUGCUUUUCUCAUGAAGGCGUGUCUGAUGAGCAUCGAAAACUGCGAGAGGAACUUGUCGAGGCUGCUGGUGGUCGGCUGGUUGAUGAAGUCAAGCGUGCCACGAUAUACGUCUCUCUGUACCGCGAUGGAAAAGGCUACGUGGAGGCAUACCAAAGGAAAAUUGUCAUCGGCAACCUGGCCUGGCUCGACUUCGUUAUCUCACACGCAAAGUUCAACUUGCCUACUCGACGACUCAUGCAUUACCCCGUCCCUCGGAGCGGCAUUCGCGGUUUUAAAGGCACCAAGAUUUGCAUCACGAACUACACCGGCGAAGCUCGGAUCUAUCUGGAGAACCUGAUUCUCUCCUGUGGUGGAGACUACACCAAGACUUUCUCAAAAGACAACACUCAUCUGAUCGCCGCCAACGAAUCAGGCGAGAAAGUGGAGGCUGCGAGAAGCUGGGAAAUUCCCAUCGUUAACCACCUCUGGCUUGAAGAUUGCUAUGCGCAAUGCGAAUGCCUGUCUCUGACGCAUGCGAAAUAUGUCUAUUUUCCACACCUGACGAACUUGGGAGAGACCGUCGGCCAAAUUCAAAUGAACCGGGCAGCACUGGGCGAACAGGUUCAAGGCCUGGCGAAGAAGUAUGGCAUCACACUAAAAUCGGGACGUUCGAAGCCAGUCGCAGCGGCUGAUGGCACGCCUGACCCUGAUUCCGACUUGACAGAUGAAGACGACGAUGUUCUGGACCACGAUACCCCAAGUUCCCCUUCGAAGACAGCAUCGUCACGAACAUUGUCUUCGCGAACAGUGAAUGCGACCCCCUCAGGUCAGCCAUCGUCCAAGACACCGAGGACUUUAGUCAUCGGACAAGACAAGGAGAACGAGACCCCCCCAACGACAGGCGGCCGUGGAGCGAAGAGCCGUGCACUCUCGAAAGUACAUGACAUGGCCACAGACAUGAACCUGUUUGACAGAGAGAUGAAGCGGAAGGGGGGCGUACUCCACGGUCGGGAUCGACGGUCAGACGCCUCUAUCGUUACCGAUGACACUGAGGACAAACCCCCAAAGUCAAAGAAGCGUCGUUCCUCUGAAUUCGAUACCUCGACCGAGGUGGAUGAAGAGAUUUCCGUGAAGAAGCAGAAGGUGGUCAAAGCUGUCAAAACGCUGAAGUCUCCAGUCAUGCAUCGGAUGAUGGUCACCAUGUACCAGCCUUGGCAGAAUAAUGCGAGGAAGGAAAGCAACGACAAGAACAAGCUCCGUAACCUGGGCAUUUUCAUCACCGAGAAGCCAACCGAAGUCACCAUUCUCUGCGCCCCAGCCAUCGUCCGCACGAAGAAAUUCGUCACCGCCCUCGCGGGGGCGCCAAAAGUCGUGUCCACGGACUUUAUCGACGAUGCACUCGAAAAUAAAGAACUCCCGGAUCCGGAUGGCUUCGCCCUAGAAGAUCAAGAAGGCGAGCAGCGUUGGAAUUUCAACCUUGUCGAGACCCUUGAACGCGCGGAUUUAAACUGCCGUCAGCUUCUUAAAGGCGUGCAGAUAUUCUGUACGCCAAAGGUCAAAGGCGGUUGGGAGGGCUACAAUGAGAUCGCGGUCGCCAAUGGAGGGUCCUGCCGGUUGUACGAAGGGAAGGAGAAAUUUCACGUCCGAGUUCCCGGCAGUCAGAAGUCGAAAAAGAGCUCACGGGACAGCUUGACCGCGGCGCAACACGAUCCCGUCUUCCUCGUCUCGUCGACGCAACCGGCGGAUCGAGCCUUGUGGGAACAUUUCCGAAAGAUGGCGCAAAACGCGGAUAUGGAGCCGAGGAUCUGUAGCGAGAACUGGCUGCUGCAUGCGGCGAUGACGCAGGAGAUGGAGUGGGGGGGUGAUUCGGUUGACCUGACGGUUUAACAAGCAGAUUGAUGUGACGGGUCUUGGGUUCGGUGGGAUAGGAUCGGAGACGUAUCGGCAGAUUAUACUGCCAUUGGCCACGUCCAUAGUGUUGGCAUAUCUACAUGGCUCCUGGCGUUCUGAUGA